Molecule: messenger RNA, 861 nt
Organism: Botrytis fragariae
Lineage: Eukaryota; Fungi; Ascomycota; Leotiomycetes; Helotiales; Sclerotiniaceae
Product: putative upf0619 gpi-anchored membrane protein
Exons: 1
Coding region: 1-861 (286 amino acids)
Source: RefSeq, a predicted model, not a curated record
AUGUUCUCCAAGAUCUUCUCCCUCACCACUUUGGUGGCCGCGGCCUCCGCAUACACCGUCCUUACCCCAACUCUCAACUCCACCGUUGCAAAGGGGAAAUCCACCAGUGUGACCUGGUCCUCCGUUGAUACUGAUGCGUCCCAAUUCUCCAUCUACCUCGUCAACUUCAAAGACUGGCCUCCUACCGUCAUCUCCCUCGCUCAAAACGUUCCACAAUCCGAGAAGAGCAUCGAUGUUACUAUUCCCUGUGAUGUGAGCAGUGAUUACGGAUGGCAACUCAACUUCAUCAACGGAACCAAUACCUACGUCAUCUACGCCCAAUCCAAUGCCUUCUCCCUUACCGGAUCAUGCGUUGACCCCACUACCUCUUCCUCUGUUUCCGUCGCUACCACCACUGCGUAUGCGACCAAGAACUCAACCGUUACCGCCUUCUCUACUGCCACCACAACCGCCAUCUCCAAAGUUAUCGAGACCGUAACCUUCACCAGCCCCAUCGUUUGGUUCGUCCAACCUACCUCCAUCGGUUCCAUGUGCGCCCCACCAAAGACCGUAACAGUCUAUGCCGAUGGACCCGCCCCAACCGAUUGCAGCUCUGGCUCUGGUCCCUCGGGAUCUUCAUCAGGAGGCCAUGGUUCGGGCUCUGGCUCCAGCUCUGGUUCCGGUUCCGGUUCUCCAGGAACAUACAGUAACUCCACUACCGGCACCAGCAAACCAAGCUAUAGCGUCCUUCCAUCGGGUACUGGUUCCGGACCAAAGUCUACUAGUACAGCUACCACACCUGUCUUCACUGGCGCAGCGACUUCUGUUCAAGCUGGUUCAAUGCUUGCUUUGAUUGCUGGUGCCGCAGUUGUUUUGUUGUAG